CCCGGGAGGGCGCGGCCAGGUGUUGCCCAGAUAGCCGCCCCCUCCCUUUCCCACUGCUCCGCUCCUCCACCUCCCGGGAUCCAGGCAGGAACCCGCGCGAUUCCUGAGUCGGACCCCGGGCGCCUACCUCGCCGGUGCGCGGAGAGUUGCUGAGAUCCCCGGGCCAUCGAACCCGAGGGCCUGGCGGUCUCAAGGACCACUCGACAACGGGACUUUGUCCCAGGAGCAUCUGGAACAUGCACCGGGAGCUGCAGUUUAUUUGACAGUUGCCAGAUUAUGUUUACGCUUCUGGUUCUACUCGGCCAACUGCCCAUAGCUACCGUCGCGUUUCCGCGUUACACAAGAAGUCCGAGGGAAUCUAGGCAUGCGGGAGAAGAAGUCUUUGCAUCAAAAGAAGAAGCAAACCUUUUCAUACAUAGACACCUCCUGUAUAACAGAUUUGAUCUGGAGCUCUUCACUCCCGGUGACCUAGAAAGAGAGUGCAUAGAAGAAUUCUGUAAUUAUGAGGAAGCCAGAGAGAUUUUUGUGGAUGAAGAUAAAACGAUGACAUUUUGGCAGGAAUAUUCCAUUAAAGGAACAAUCACAAAAUCAGAAGGAAACCGAGAGAAAAUCGAUGUUAUGGGCAUUCUGACUGGAUUAAUUGCUGCUGGAGUAUUCCUGGUUAUUUUUGGAUUACUUGGUUACUACCUUUGUAUCACCAAGUGUAACAGGCAACCACACCCAAAUUCUUCAGCUGCCUACAUAAGAAGGGACCGAUACGCUCCCUCCAUCAUUUUCAGAAGUCCUGAAGAAGCUUUCUUGUCUCCAUCGCCUCCUCCAGCAGAGGACCCGGGACUCCCUACCUAUGAACAGGCAGUGGCACUGACCAGAAAACACAGCGCUUCGCCUCCACCCCCAUAUCCUGGGCCAGCAAAAGGAUUCAGGGUAUUUAAAAAGUCGAUGUCACUCCCAUCACAUUAACUCAGCUUGCUGUCUUAGUGGUAUAAGGAAACUCAUGUGAUUUGCAUACUUCAUUUUCCUGGGACCAAAAAAGGACAAGUCACUUCAUCCUUUUAUGACAUUGUGCAAGGAGUCAAGGAGGAAUAAGCAUGUGUACUGCACCAUGGAAGUUCUCUUGGGAUCUUGGACCUGAAUUGUAUCAUUUUCAUUUUCUUGAAGUGAAGAAAAGAACAAUUUUUAAUUUAUUUUAAUGGUUACAAUAAUCUGUUUCAUGGAUGGCAUAGCAAGCAGUGGUAAACUAUACUUUGUUCAGGUAAAGGCUGUAGAUUUCUUAUGCUGAAAUUAAAAACUGAAGAAUUUCUAAUCAUGAAGUCACCCUAAGUUAUAAUAUUGGAUCCUCUCUUUAUUAGGAUUUCUUUUUAUUUGAAAGCACUUCUUAGAAUUUCACAUUUCAGUAUACAUUGGUAGAUUUGAUACAUUCAGUUCCUUUUAUAUUUUAAAUAAUCAAUGCAUAGCAUUUACCAUAUUUUGCAGGUUUUAGUUGUUAAUUCUUGUCAUCAGUCAUUUUUCAUUAUGAAAGUGAGGUCAGUAUUGUUCUUUUAUAAGAAAAUAGCACUUGUUAUAGGGUUAAUUCUUCAAAGAGUACAGGUUGCAAUGGCAAGAAUUGUUAUACUAACAAAUAAAUGGGUCUCAAACCUAGAAAUGACUAAAACUUGAUACAAUUACCCUGUUACUGACAAGUAAUGGCCAUUGCUAUAUCAUAUAUAUAAUACAUGUAGUUAUUUAUCUUGAAAACCUGUUGAACUUUAUAAUUAAUAAUUUGAAAACCUAGAAAAGUCUUAUUUUUCUGCUAUGAAAGUAACACUGAUUAAAGUUACCACCGUAUCCCAACAUCUGAACACAAAAGAAAAACACCAUAAGUAAUCUUUUUAAUCUAUACUUUGUCUCUUCUUCCAACCCUAUAUACCACUACUUUUUCCUUAAGAAAGUCUUAAACUUCUGCUAUAAACCUUUGGAAUGAAUGUAUGUGUACACAAAUGUUUAUGAGUGGGUAUGUAUAUAUAUGUGAACUUGUUUCCUUUUUGUAAGAGCUCAAGAAAUAACAUAUUCCUGAGUUAUAGAAAAUUCUGUUCAUUAUGUUUUGUCAGGUAUUGCAAUUUCCUAUUAUUUAAGACCAUUUAUAAAAUGGUGUUUUGUUUUAUAAUUUUUACAGAAGUUAGAUGAAAACCCACAUGCAU
This is a messenger RNA of Condylura cristata (star-nosed mole), 2177 nucleotides long. RefSeq names its product proline rich Gla (G-carboxyglutamic acid) 4 (transmembrane) (gene PRRG4). The transcript has 6 exons. Gene Ontology annotation, molecular function: calcium ion binding. Gene Ontology annotation, cellular component: extracellular region. The coding region runs from base 277 to 960 and encodes 227 amino acids. Lineage: Eukaryota; Metazoa; Chordata; Mammalia; Eulipotyphla; Talpidae. The record is from RefSeq and is a predicted model, not a curated record.